Trypanosoma rangeli is the source of this 2964-nucleotide messenger RNA. RefSeq lists its product as uncharacterized. The record is from RefSeq and is a predicted model, not a curated record. NCBI's taxonomy places the organism in Eukaryota, Euglenozoa, Kinetoplastea, Trypanosomatida, Trypanosomatidae. The transcript has a single exon. The coding region runs from base 1 to 2964 and encodes 987 amino acids.
AUGGUGUUGGCUGAUGCUGAGUGCAAUGGCGUUGGCGGGCGGGUGCGAAUGGCUCCAGAAGGUGCUGACUCGUCGGAUAAGGUGACGCCUACACGGAGAUUGGAGUUUGGCAAUGAGUUGCCUGGUGUGGAGUUGGCUGUUGCUAGACGGGCGUGGGAGAAGGAUGUCAUGGCGUUUUUUGUUCCACGGUCGCGCGUCGCGUUUACACGUGACCCACUCCUUGAAUUGAAACUUGAUGAUAGUCAGGAGGGAGUUGAGAGAAGGGAGCGGGGCGGCGUGUCGUCAGUGACGUCAUCGUUGACUGCUGGGAACCCGGUGGAGGUUCUGCAGCAAACCUCUCAGCUCCAAGAGGAUUUCAAUGCUGAGGAAAGGCAUCACUGCAUGGGUGAGUACUCUGAGUGCAAACCCCCGCUAUAUUCUUUUCCGAGAGGUACACUGGAGGAAGAAGAGGAACAAGUUGUCAGUAUUCGUGGCGUUAUUUACCGCAACACUGGCAUGCUUAAUCUUCAUAAUUCGAAGCAAAGUCUGACGAGAAUGGAGCGUGACCUCUCAAGCCCACGCCUUAUUCCUACUCCAGAGAGUCACAUACUUGGGCCUCAAGGUGUGUCUCCGGCUACCACAGAUUGUGCGCCCACUUUAGUUAUGCAGGAGUGUUCGCCAUGUCAAGGAGGAAACACUGUUUGCCUCCGCUCUUGGAACGCUCAGGAGCAGCAGGAUGUGGGGGUUGUGGUUGGCUUCACGGGAUACACAUUUCCAGAAGAUAACGAUGAAGGUUGUGGUAAGGGCGCCUCACUUCCUGAUGUUACUGGUGAAGGCCUUUUAGAUUCGUGUUCCCAAGAUAAUGUGAUGGGGCGUGGAGGGGUAGGUAAAGAAGAGAAGGAAGAUAGUUCAUAUUUGCCGUCAGUUUUACUGGAAAUACGUAAUGGUCGCGGCGUAGAGGAAGAUACUCCAUUAUUUCAUCGAGUCACAGCUGUUAGGCGGCAGGCUGCUGAGGGAUCGCUUUCUACGAUAGGCCCUGCAAGGCCCCAAUACACAGAGGGCAUGCGAGUACAAGGAAGAUGGGGGUGUCAGUGGUUUGACGCAGUAAUUACGGAGGAGGAAAAGAACGGCUACGUGCAAAUUCGCUGGGAUGGAGAUGGUUCCUUAUUGCAUGUCAAACUGCGGGAAAUUCGACUACCGCAAGAGAAAGGGAAGAGAAAUGGUAUGAAGAGAUGGAAUUCCUCGAAGUCAAAUUCUGUCAUGACAGCGACGCAGUUGGUGGAACUUAUGGAGAAUGAGACUUCGCAUAAGCUUUCGUUGAAGGCGGAGUUGGGGUUAACUCCCUUGGACAAAGAUGAAUGGGUGGGUCCCUCGUUUUUCUCACUUUAUGUGACGCCGGCAGCGCAGUCACGCCUAGCGGCAAAAUGUUCUGUUCUCACCAAGCUAAAGGAACGAGGGAUUUUUGUAGUGGAAUCUCCUUUACAACUGGAGCGCAGUCCAUUAAUGUCAUUCACUGGCCAGCGGCGAGCAGGACCGGGCGUGUCUUUUUUUGUCGUUGCCGAUGAGGAUGUGGAGAAAGACGAUGGAAUUAUAGUGACAUUGGCACACGCUAUGGGCCUUUCUGCAAUUUCUCUGAAGUGGCUGGAAGAGCUUGGAACAGGUGUCGCAGAAGAGUAUCAACAUGUGCGUAUUCCCAAACCGAAGGACUUGAUUGGGCAAGGCAGUGACGCGUGUGUGCGAUGGCGGCUGCUUUCGUCGAAGGAAGGGCGGUUUCUUAGCAAGAAGCUGAUCUACCUCACAGGGGACGACGCUGAUGCCACAUUUUUCCUUCAAGUGUGUGGAGGCACAGUUACGCUUCAGCCGCCAAAAGAUGGGGACCCUCUUCCACAUUACGUCUACGUUGCUCCUGGGAAGCGGGCGCAUAUAACUCCGAGUAUGUCGUCUGUGGCAUUGCUAGAAAAGCCAUGGUUGGUGCACCGCAUCCACGAGUUUUUUUUUGCACUUCCCCCAUCGCGGCAUGGUCAAAAUAGCAUAGACGCGAUCAGAAAUUCAAUUCCUGCUAGCCCAGUGUCUGGUGUCAAGCACCCCCGGGAGGAGGAAGAAGAGGAGACAAUGGAACAAAAACUGAAAGAGUCAGAAGCCGUGCCCUCAUCGACGGCAGUUGCAGUUCGAGGGGCGAGUCGGGUGAUGGUUGCCUCGUGUGCUGAGGCGCCACCGGUGUUGGAGGGUGAGGACUACUACUUCCGCAUGCCGCCGGUGAGCAGGCACAAGAGGAGCGCUGGGGGCAAAAAUGAAGCGUUGGUGGUGGAACUGGGGCGCGUGGUACGCCUUGCUGGGGGUGAUGCUGUGACAAUGCGGAUAUACGAGGUGAAGCACCGAGUUUUGCGUCAAAAUCCCCGCACAGGAGCCCUUGAAAAUCAGACAACUGUGUACUUGGGUUUACGCACCGCAAACGUAACGGUGGCGGAUCUCAUCUUUAGCAUCCCUGUCUACGUUGUCGAUGCCUCACAGAUGCAGCACGUUUAUGUGCUUGAAUCUCCCCCAAGAAGUAUAGGUGCAACCGUCGGUGGCGGUAUCGAGAGUCAGCAAAUUCAGGUGAAGAAAACAGAAGAGGAGGAAGUAUCAAACCAGCGGUGUAUGGAUGAUAAAGCUUCUCCUUCUGUGUGCCCCGCUGGACUGUCGUUUGGUUCAGUGCCAGGGGGCGUGCACACAUGCUCUGUCAACCAGGAGAGUCGUGCGCUUAAGGAAAUUGUGGUGAACGGUUGGCAAAUACGUCCUGGCGUCGAUGUAUGGUUUCAUGAUCAUUUUUCCUCUGCGCAGACGGUGAGUUUCACUUCGGAAAGCAGAAGCAAAGGACGUGUGCAAACGAUUCAGUGUGUGGCGACUGGUGUGGUAUUGGUCCUGCAUAGGACAAACUUUAUUGAAGACUCUGACGGGUCCAAAGUGGUCGUGAUAACACCGGACAUGGUGACGGCGUUGGUGUAG